Zootoca vivipara (common lizard) is the source of this 705-nucleotide messenger RNA. RefSeq lists its product as uncharacterized. NCBI's taxonomy places the organism in Eukaryota, Metazoa, Chordata, Lepidosauria, Squamata, Lacertidae. The record is from RefSeq and is a predicted model, not a curated record.
AUGGACAUUGGAUGGAUAUUUCUUGGGAUUUUUGCCUUCAUCUGCUUUUGUGUCUUGGUCACAACGGCUUUCCUCUAUUAUAAGAUGAAUAAAGAGAAGAGUAGCCCACUUGAUCAGCCAAUGGGCAAACUGAGGACCGCAAUGGCAACUGGGCUAAGAAAUAACGAUCUCAUCACUGAAAAUCCCUUGAAGGUAGCUGAAGAAGUCACGAACCUGCCACAGCACAUAGCGGAUGCCGAAAACCUCUACAACGAGCGGAAAGUGAAAUACCAAAACCUCUUCAAGAAAGGUGCAAAGUCUUCUGGUGGCUGGAAGCUUUUCGGGAAGAAUCUCUACUACAUUUCAAAAGGGAAAAAGACCUGGUAUGAUGCAGAGAACUUCUGCAUGUCCAGAGAUGCCCAUUUGGCCUCCAUCCUGACUGAUGAAGAACAGACCUACAUCACUUCUCAACUCACCACUCCUGCCUGGAUUGGCCUUACAGAUGAAAGCGAGGAAGGCAACUGGGAGUGGACAGAUGGCUCCAGAUUAAUAACACAGUAUUGGUCUGCUGGCAAUCCAAACAGCUGGGAGAACUAUGGAGACACAGAGGAAGAAGAUUGUGCUUCCAUUAUUCCUUCAACUAGAGAAAAAAAUUGGAGUGAGUGUAACUGCCAUGAACUUCACACUUGGGUUUGCAAGGAGAGCCUAGAUACGGGAGAAUUGUAA